Molecule: messenger RNA, 3060 nt
Organism: Cephus cinctus (wheat stem sawfly)
Lineage: Eukaryota; Metazoa; Arthropoda; Insecta; Hymenoptera; Cephidae
Product: band 4.1-like protein 4
Exons: 17
Coding region: 531-2891 (786 amino acids)
Cellular component (GO): cytoskeleton
Source: RefSeq, a predicted model, not a curated record
CGGCUUGACUCAGCUCAGUCUGAUCCGAGCGAAGCCAGUGGCCUGAGCGGCUACCGCGAGCACACGCUCUUCUCAACGUAUCGGUUGUGCUACGAAAUCUGAACAGUUAAUCACAGUCAUUAUCAUCAUUCUUGAGCAUGACCAUUAGCUUUCACCUUCGAUACGGAUAAUUGGUGUCACGUAGACACACAGAGGAAAUCAAAUUUAGUCAGAGAAAAAGAACCUACGAGAAGACGCAAAAGAGAAAUACACGGGAUCCCUUGACAUGUCACGGGAUACAUGUGCGGAAUUCGUUUAAAAUUCGUUUAAGAGGUAACAAUAAUCGGAUAUAAGAUCCCUUAUAUCGUAUUUCUUGAUCGUUAUAUGCGAGUGAUGAUAAAACAAGGAAAUUCAAGGUAUACCAGAUGAUUUCGUGGAAUCGAUCCGUUUAAUUGAAGAUCCCGAGAAAGGAUGAACAGAAGCACCGAGAGGGUUAAGUGACGAAGCUGAGUGGAAGGACCGGAUAAAGGAUACCAAAGGAAGGUAGAGCAAUGGUGGUCGAGUGGCUGUGUCCCGGUCUGAGGCCGACCGGUAGCCGUAGACCUCGACUCCUACACUGCAAAGUGAUCCUCCUCGACGAGCACGAGCUACUCCAGGACGUGCUGAGUUCGAAUUUGGGUCAGGAACUGCUGGACAGGGUGUUCAGACAUUUGAACCUUCUGGAGACUGCGUAUUUUGGGUUACGGUAUCUUGAUCACGAGAAUCAAACGCAAUGGCUAGAUCCCAGCAAGAAGAUCGGGAAGCAGCUCAAACUUCAAAGCGGAGAUCAAAGUCCGGACGUGCACGCGCUAUACUUCGGGGUCAAGUUCUAUGCCGCGGAUCCUUGCAAGCUCAUAGAAGAAAUUACCAGGUAUCAAUUUUUCCUGCAAGUCAAACAGGACAUCCUGCAAGGGAGGCUGCCGGUUUCCUUCGAUCUGGCCGCUGAACUCGGAGCCUACGUUGUGCAAUCGGAACUGGGGGAUUAUGAUCCACGACGACACUCCAUUGGAUACGUCACCGAGUUCCGAUUCUUGGCUAAUCAGACGGCGGAACUUGAAGCGAGGAUAGUGGAACUGCACAAGACCUUGGUAGGCCAAUUGCCUGCGGCGGCUGAACUUAACUAUCUGGACAAGGUGAAGUGGCUUGAGAUGUAUGGAGUCGAUUUGCAUCCUGUUCUGGGUGAGGAUAACGUGGAGUAUUUUUUGGGACUGACACCAAGUGGUAUAAUACUUCUGCGUAAUAAGACGAAAGUAGGAAACUAUUAUUGGCCUCGAAUUAACAAAAUAUAUUAUAAGGCUAGAUACUUUAUGCUGAGGGUCAGCGAGAAGAAUUCUGAGGAGAGAACUCAUGGAUUCGAGACCCCAUCGAGAGGAGCGUGCCGACAUCUUUGGAAAUGCUGCCUGGAGCAUCAAGCCUUUUUUAGAUUAAUGGCUACCGGUCCACCACCCUUGAGUCCUUAUUCCCGCUUUCGAUCUUAUAGUCCACCUUCCGGGUCCGAGAAGCAUACUGCGAUCAGACGAAAUCCACCCCCGGUCUUUCAAAGAACCCCUAGCAGAAGGGCGCAACGUCGAGUAGUGGAAGGUCAGGAAAUGGUGAGACCCUUUGUCGAGACGCCUACUGCUAUUCCGAAUACUGGCAACAGUGGUAAUACUCCGAGUACCAAUACGAGGCAGGUAAAUUCAAGUCCUAGAAGCACUAGGAGUGCACCCUGGACACAGAGCCAACCUCGUGGUCUUUACACCUCGUCUAGUCCUCGAUCCGUGCGUUCUGCAGGAACUGCACCGGCACUCUUGAGCAGACUCCAACGUAGGAGCAGCUCGGUGGAGAGCCAAAGCUCAGGGGAUAGUCACAGUCGUGGUGGACACCGUAGAAGGAGUCACAGUCAUAGUCAUCGUAGACAUAGUCGACACUCCGAUUGCGAGUCCGAAUUAUCUAGAGGAUCUGAAAAUAGAUCUGGUCAUCGUAAGCAUCGAAGGAAGCACAGAAGUUCACGGUCCUCUAGGCACGAAUUGAUAGAUUCUGAGCCGCAAUGGAGGGAGGCUCAAAGACGAAAGAGCGAGGGUGUCCAGAGAGCUGUGGUUAGUCACACAGAACCCAGACGAAGACACAGAAGUAGGCACCGGAGUCCUUCUCACAAGCAACUUCCAGACGAGCUUAGGAAAUCAGAUCGCCUAAUACGUAUAAGAACAUCGCAAACGGCAAUGUUUCCCGUAUCGCUACACGAGGCAACGCGUUUUUCCAGGCACCUGGAGUUUGGCCUAGUCGAUACAACAGGAAUGAGCGAACAGCAACGCCGAGAAAUUCCUUAUACGGUGGUUCAAGCUCAAAACGUUCCACAAUGUCCCGUUCAAUCUAGUAAUCCAAGAUUGGACGAUGGGGAUGCGACAUCCCUGCCUAGAAUGAUCGGAUCCGUUGGCAAAAGAGACAGAAGAGUGGUUCAGCAUACUUGCGAUGGAAAUUAUAAUUUGCCAUCAACGAGACGCGGUCGAAACGAUACAAAGUAUCCUGAGCCUAGGAGCGAGUAUAAUUUGCGGAAGGACUUUGAUUAUACUCGUAACAGCAGAAUGUUGAUAGGAAGUAAUGUGGACAGUGGCCUCGGCGAAAGCACACCACAGGAUUUUUCCAGCUGCUGUUCAAGCUCUGCAGACAGCACUAAGCCUACUCGUGUAACGCAAAAGCAAUUAGCGGGAGAGGUGCGGUAUGAACUGUCUUCAAAUCAAGCCAUCUACCCUGUUGACGCUACCCUGGACGCAGUCCUUCAACCAAUUAUAUCCAUGCUAGGUUUACCGCUGAUAAGGGGCACAGGAGAUAAUAUGAAUUUGAACUUUAACGCGCCGACAAAGGACCCGGCCAAAAUGAGCACUCAGCUUUAAAUGAAAAGCAGACUUUUAUGCACAUACUGUAUAUUUAAGAAGUUUGUUAUACCUCAACAAAAUAAAUAUGUAUAAUCCCACCAGUCACUCAGUUGAUGAGAAGAAACAGUCAUCCAAUGUUGUGAACACGGUUUUAUUUGGAAAAUAUACUCCUAUUCUUAUUUCGUUA